ACACUCUCACACACACACACUCACACACACAGCAGCGCUGACUAACCGGACUCAACCCAGCGGCUGACCGGUGCUCUUUGCCCGUUCCUGGAGGUUUUCAGCAUAAAUGAGCUCUUAAAGCCCGGACUCUGGAGUGUGUCGGAUCUGUGAGAUCGAGGAUGAGCUGCGUCGCGAGCGUCAGGCGCGUUCUCCGCGCGUCCAAGCGCGUCAGGUCCACUAAAGGAGCGUCUAAAGCCCGGAGAGACCACAUCAACGCAGAGAUCCGGACCCUGCGGUCACUGCUGCCCAUCUCAGCUGAGGACCAGGAGCGUCUGUCCUACCUGCACUCCAUGUCCCUCAUCUGCACCUUCGUCCGGAAGAGCGUGCUCCUCUCAGGGGCUGGAGGCGGUCUGAAUCCGUCUGGUCUGGAUCCGUCUGGUCUGGGUCCGUCUGGUCUGGGUCCGUCUAGUCUGGGUCCGUCUGGUCUGGAUCCUUCUGGUCUUCUCCAGGACCGAGCUUCUCCUCUGUACCAGAGCUUUCUGGAAGCGCUGCCUGGAUUUAUUGUGGCUUUGACCAGAGACGGAAAGCUGGUCUACGUGUCUGAAAAUGUGCAGGAGUACCUCGGGCUGUCCAUGGUGGACGUUCUUCAAGGAGACUCGUUCUAUGAUAUGAUGGACGCUCGUGACGCAGAAGCGGUGAAGGAGAUCUUGAGAGAGCAGGACGUCUCAGCAGAGAGCAGCUUCGUGUGCCGCAUGCACAGCUCCAGAGCGCUCCGGCUCCAGAACACCGCCGGCUGCUCCAUGCUGGUGAGGGGGCGACUCCGGGCGGACGGCGCUCUGUUUGUGGCCCUCUGCUCGCCCACGGCCGACAGACUGAAGGACAGCGAGCUCCUGAGGGCCUCCGCCUGCUUCCAGACGCUCCACAGACCGGACAUGAGGCUCACGCACGCCCCCCGCAGCGUCUCGUUCCACCUGGGUUUCUCAGCAGAGGAGCUGAUCGGUCGAUCGUGGUACGAGCUCCUGCAUCCAGAGGAUCUGGCGCCCGCCGCUGACUGCCAUCGCAUCCUCAACGGCGGUGAAGCGAGCGCAGAGAUGCUGGUCCGUCUGCAGCGGAGGAACCGGUCCUGGAUCCGUCUCUACGUCUGCGCCUCCUCAGACCCGUCCAGAGACACCAUCGUCUGCACAAACCACGUCAUCAGCGAAGCGGAGGCGGUGUAUCUCAGAGAGAAACUGUACGGCGCUGACCGCUCGUCUCAGCCGGCUCGUGUCCAGAAAGACAGUGACCCACUCCGGAUGGACUCGGGGCCCGCCGCUGACCCGCCGCCGCUCUUCUUCUCCAGCCCGCCCUACAGCCCCACUUCCUCCCAAUGCUCCUCUGACUUCCUGUGCGAGGGCUUCGGAGCGCUCUGUCCUCCUCCGCCGCUCCCUGACCGGUCCUCUGACCCCUUCUCCCCGGAGCUCUGCCCGGCCGAGGCUCACCUGGUCCCCGUGUACGGCGUCUGCGAGGCUCUGGAGGACUUCGCUGUGUUUCUGACCCCGGAGCCCUCGCCCCCUGCGGAGGGACCCUUGCUGUACAGCGAGGAGGAGCGGGCAGAGAUUGGGACGCUGGCCCGACAGAUCCGGUCUCUGGCCAGCAGCCUCGACGCCUACAGCAGGACACGACCGGCCCUGGACCCCGGGGCCCUCUGCUGGCCGGAGCCGCCGCUGGACGAGGCUCUCAUCGACUGCAUCCUCUCAGACUGCGGCUGGGGCCGGGGCCGGGGCCCGAUGGAGCCGUAUCCCUGUAUGUACGCCGCUCCCUCGCUAUGACUCCAGACUCACGCUAGUGUCCGGCGGGAAGCAGUGCUCUUACAUCAUGUGCUCAAAGUGCUGUAUUUUCAUCCAGUGAUUCUUAAGAAAAAUGCAAGUUCAUGUAAGUGUGCUAUUUCGGGACACCAUGAAUAUGAACUAAAAAGCACUUUUAACACACUCUUUGUGUUUACUAUGUAUUUAGUCAGCACUUGUAGUACACUUGAACCAUCUUUCUUACACUAGUACAAGUGUCUAAAUACAUAAAACACAUAAAAAGUGCAUUUUAGUUCAUGUUCAUGUUCAUGUUGUCUCAAAACAGCACAGUUGAGAACACUUACAUUAAUACUAAAUAUUUGUAUAUUAAGUACAAAAUGAAUACACGGAAAUACAGCACUAUACUAUGUAUAUUAUGGAAGUGCACUUUAUUUCAUUUAGGACUAGUUGGUUGCAGUAACUAGUAGUGUAACUAAUUACUGUUCCUAGAAGGUAAUUAGUAAAGUAAUGAUAUUACUUGUGAAAGGAGUAACUAGUAAAGAGUAAUACUAGUAACCCAGUACGGCAUAUUGCUGAUGAAUGUGAAGGACGUGUCUGAAUCUAUUUCCUGCCAGGCGUUCAGUAACCCACUCUUUAAAGAGAGCUGAAGACGAGCUGAAGACGAGCUGAAGACGAGCUGAAGCUACCUCAACUCAGAGAUCUCGCUGUGCUUUUGCUCUAUAUUUAUUAUAUUUCUGGGGUUUAUGUCAGAUUUGUAGAUCAUUCCAGCAACAGAUGCUCUGUUUUUAUGUUUGAAUGAAAGUUUCUCUCGCGGCCUUAUGUUUGCGCUCUCUGUCCAAAACUGUUUAUUUAUAUAUUCUUGCUCUUUGUUUCUAUUUUUGUAUGUAAUGUUAAUAAAGUUGCUAUGAGGACUGAAGAACUGA
Molecule: messenger RNA, 2686 nt
Organism: Puntigrus tetrazona (Sumatra barb)
Lineage: Eukaryota; Metazoa; Chordata; Actinopteri; Cypriniformes; Cyprinidae
Gene: npas4l
Product: neuronal PAS domain protein 4 like
Exons: 7
Coding region: 159-1787 (542 amino acids)
Biological process (GO): regulation of transcription by RNA polymerase II
Molecular function (GO): DNA-binding transcription factor activity, RNA polymerase II-specific; protein dimerization activity; RNA polymerase II transcription regulatory region sequence-specific DNA binding
Source: RefSeq, a predicted model, not a curated record